Drosophila guanche is the source of this 943-nucleotide messenger RNA. Its product is annotated as chymotrypsin-2. Gene Ontology annotation, biological process: proteolysis. Lineage: Eukaryota; Metazoa; Arthropoda; Insecta; Diptera; Drosophilidae. Gene Ontology annotation, molecular function: serine-type endopeptidase activity. The coding region runs from base 95 to 940 and encodes 281 amino acids. The record is from RefSeq and is a predicted model, not a curated record. The transcript has 2 exons.
UGGCCUGCAAAAGGGUUCUGUUUUCCACAAUCUCCAGCAUUUAGUACUAUAAGUAGAACCCCCCAAAAGCAGACCAACUUCAGUAGCUCUCAUUAUGUCACCUCUUCUGCACAUUCUCCUGACACUCGCUGGCAGCUGCUGCGCUUCCAGCCAAGUGCUGUAUCCCCCACAGUACACAAACACACGCAUUGUGGGUGGCGAGGAGGCGCCCGAGGGCCUGGCACCCUACCAAAUAUCGCUGCAGGGAGCAGCCAGUGGGCGGCACUCGUGCGGCGGUGCCAUCAUCGAUGAGCGCUGGAUCAUCACGGCUGCCCACUGUACACGCGGCAAGCAGGCGAGCGAGUUCCGCGUGCUCGCUGGCACACAGGAUCUGCAGCAGAACGCAACGAAGUAUUACUAUCCGGAUAGGAUCGUGGAGCACUGCAACUACGAGCCACGCAAGUACCGCAACGACAUUGCCCUGCUGCACCUGAACGAGUCGUUUGUGUUUGACAAUGCCACGCAGAAGGUGGAGCUGGAUCAUGAGCCACUGGUGCCGGGUUCUCGUCUGCUGCUCACUGGCUGGGGCACUCUGUCGCUGGGUGGCGAUGUGCCCACUCGCCUGCAGAGCCUGGAGGUCAAGUAUGUGCCCUACGAGCAGUGUCGAGCGGCACAUGACAACAGCAGCAGGGUGGACAUUGGCCACGUGUGCACCUACAACGACAAGGGACGUGGCGCCUGUCAUGGCGAUUCGGGUGGUCCACUGGUGCACAAUGGACGACUGGUGGCUCUGGUCAACUGGGGCAUGCCCUGCGCUAGGGGUUAUCCAGAUGCUCAUGCCUCGAUUGCCUACUAUCACGACUUUAUACGCACUCAUUUGAGUCUAACCGAAACGGAGAGCGAUCCAGAGGGUAAUCCAGAGGAAUUGACUGUGUCCCAGCGUGGCAGACAUUGCAGCUGAAUA